Messenger RNA from Cryptosporidium muris RN66, 1335 nucleotides. RefSeq lists its product as uncharacterized. The record is from RefSeq and is a predicted model, not a curated record. Gene Ontology annotation, molecular function: protein binding; translation initiation factor activity; metallopeptidase activity. The coding region runs from base 1 to 1335 and encodes 444 amino acids. The transcript has a single exon. Gene Ontology annotation, cellular component: eukaryotic translation initiation factor 3 complex; cytoplasm. Lineage: Eukaryota; Apicomplexa; Conoidasida; Eucoccidiorida; Cryptosporidiidae.
AUGAGUAAUCGUGAUACAACAUUCAAUAUUGGGUCAGGAACAUUAUCUGGAAAUAAUCAAAUAGUAAGAACACAAUCAGGAUGGGGAAAUAGAUUGAGCGAGGAAAGAGAAGAUAAGGAAACAAUUGCAGUAAAUACAAAUCCUAGGAAUAAUUAUCAGCAACAAAGUCAAAGUCAAUCUAACCCUCAAACACAAAUACAGAUUACCCAAAGCCAGUCAAUACAACAACCACAGUUGCCACAAAUGCAAAGUCAGCAAGUACAUAAUCAGCAUAAUCAAAAUUAUUAUAAGCAUCAGAGUUCAAGAACAAUAUUAAAUACUGUUGAGAUAGAUGUUUCUGUCUUAUUAAGGAUUAUAAAACACUGUAUGGAGAGCUAUCAGACAAUGAAUGCAUCUGGUCAAUUACUUGGUAUGGAAUAUGGAAAUAAGUUGGAAAUUACAACUUCUUUUCAGUUACCUACUAGGGAAGAUUUGCUAUCUUCUUUAGCAUCACAUUAUCAUAAUAAUAAAAUUGAUAAAUAUGAUAAAAUUGAUAUAGAAGAGAGGAUUUUAGAAGAGAUUGAUAAAUAUCAAACUUCAAUGGUAGAAUUAAUGCACGAAAUGCGUUCAGAUUGUCUUGUUCUUGGAUGGUAUCAAAUUAUACGUUUAGAUGAUUUCCAAGAUCCUGGAAUAGUAUCAACACUAUUGUCAUAUCAUAGUAAUGCAGAAUGUAAAUCAGCAAUAUUUUUAGGUAUUGAUUCAGAAUUACUUAUCCAAGGGAAACAGAAUGCAUUUAAGGCAUAUACUCUUGGGAAUGAAUACCUUUCACGUAUAAAAGAAUAUGAUGAUAAUUACAGUAUAAUUAAAGGUAUAGAAUUUGAAGAUAUACUUAUUGAAAUUCCUAUUUAUAUAAAAUAUCCAGUUUUAUCAGAAGCAUUCUUAUUAGAUUGGGCUACAUUUGAUAUACUACAAUCAACCAUUGAUUUUAUUGAGUUACCCUCAUCACAUAAAAAUAAUCUAGAAUUUUCAGAUAAAUCCUUAUUAAAUCUUGCAGAUUCAAUAGAUAUAUUAUCUAUUGAACAAGAAAGAUUUAUCAAGAAUCAUCGUGAUUAUAUGAAACAACAGUAUCUAGUCAAGCAAAUGGCUGAAAGAAAACGUAUUGAAAAUGAGCAGAGAAAACUUAAGGGUGAAAAUCCAUUACCAAUUGAUACUGAAUCUAUUAAGAAAAUUGAUCCUCCCAAUCCUUUACCAGUUAUUCUAAUGUCAAAAUAUGUUGAUACACAAUGCCGUGAUAUAAAUUCGAAUGCAAUUGAAGGUUUAAGUAAAUUACUUAUUAGGAAUAUGCCGAGUAACUAG